CCCCGCUACGUCUUUGUCAGUCAAUCAGUGUUGUAUAUUUAGCGAGUUUUCAGACCCCUCCAGCGACUUUUGUUGGUAAAAGAGGUUAGCAGCUACUGUUCAGGUUGCCAUUGGGGAGUUUUGCCAACGGUUCGAGAGUUUCUAUGGUUUUGAUAGCAUUUAGAGAGUUUUCCCACAGAAAAUUCUGCCGCAAACGAGAGUUGGAGAAGCUGUCUGUGCAACGGAAGUUACCGCAACAGCGCACAGGCAGAGAAGCGCCUGGGGAGGGGACGGAAAACGCUCCGUCGGGGACUGCAGCGGUGCCACAGCAAGGCAGGUUGGUGCUGUGACGUCGUCGCGUCAACUGAAAAACGUUAAAUAAAAACACCGCUGUCUGUCACGCGGUCCGGUAGACAGCGGAGAGAGAGGGCUUGAACAGGGGGACCAUGAUGGUGAUACCGUGGCUGCUUCUCCUUGAGAUGGGCUUAUACGCCAGUUCUUUCGUGUGUGGAAUAGUCACGGCAUCUUCUCUCACUAUCGUACAGGGUAGUUUCGGGGGGCUCUGUAUGCUCUAUGGAACGGUGAACCACAACUCUUCAUCAGGCACCAUAUUGGUCCAGACCUCCAGCUCUCCUUCUCUCUGUUACUUUGUCUCUGCUAUCUCAGUGUGUGUAGCAGUGUUCUGCUUCUCUAUAUCACUGUACUGGAUAUAUACGUGCUGCCUGGAUGGAGGGGUUAACAGAGAGCGUCUAUGGCUGAACAUGACCCUGGUGGUGUGUGGCCUGUUUCUGUUGUUCCUCCAGGUGACGGGCUGUGUGAAUCUGAAGUGUCUGGGGUCAGUAUUAACAGAGUUAUACACUGCACUGUACAGGUCUGGGACAGCAGUGUGGGUGAACUUCUUUUUCUGGAUUCUGAUUGGCAUACUGGUGGUGAUACAGAGAGGCCAAGGGUCAGAUUCCAGAAUGAUGACACCCUCUGAGACCGAACGUCUUUUCCCAGGCCAGGCCCAGCAGCAGUGACUCAUAACCGUCUCGCCGUACGACCUGUUGGCGAGGCGCUCAAACACACACACACACACACACACACACACACACACAUAUAUCUAACACUCCGCACACUCCUCACUGUUUGACCUGUAAGAGAA
Messenger RNA from Oncorhynchus keta (chum salmon), 1123 nucleotides. RefSeq names its product transmembrane protein 179Ba (gene tmem179ba). The record is from RefSeq and is a predicted model, not a curated record. The coding region runs from base 426 to 998 and encodes 190 amino acids. Lineage: Eukaryota; Metazoa; Chordata; Actinopteri; Salmoniformes; Salmonidae. The transcript has 5 exons.